Cyphellophora europaea CBS 101466 is the source of this 1071-nucleotide messenger RNA. RefSeq lists its product as uncharacterized. Gene Ontology annotation, molecular function: ubiquitin protein ligase activity; ubiquitin conjugating enzyme binding. The record is from RefSeq and is a predicted model, not a curated record. Gene Ontology annotation, biological process: positive regulation of proteasomal ubiquitin-dependent protein catabolic process; protein polyubiquitination; ubiquitin-dependent protein catabolic process. Gene Ontology annotation, cellular component: ubiquitin ligase complex; cytoplasm. The coding region runs from base 1 to 1071 and encodes 356 amino acids. The transcript is spliced from 3 exons. NCBI's taxonomy places the organism in Eukaryota, Fungi, Ascomycota, Eurotiomycetes, Chaetothyriales, Cyphellophoraceae.
AUGGAUGCUGGUGUCGGUCGGACGCAGAUCGACAAGCUGCAAACUGAGCGCGACCGCCUUCAAGACAGUCUCACCGCCGCCGCCGACCUAUUGAGAGGCCACGGCCUCAGCGGUCGCCUCCGCAGAUCUCUCCUCGGCGCACAAACCGCCCUCACCGAUGAAAUCAAGUCGUACAGUGACCACAUUCUGGCCUAUAGCACUCUGAUAGCCGAUGUUGAGAAUCAAGACACUAGUACUCAAGAGAAAAUCAACCCGAUCUUCAAGGAGCUUGACAAGACUGAGAACUUGCUCCUGGGUGAGCGGCCUCGGAGAGAAUUCCUGGAGCUCAUUGCCGGCCGAUCGCCCACGAAGAAGCUGACCACCGGAAUCGCACCUAUCCUUCCUCAGACGUGCGGUAUCUGCGGUGAUGGCUGCAACCCAGGAAAAGAUCUGAAAGCAACUUGUGGCCACUGGGUUUGUCCUGAAUGCUUAGCUUUUGGCUUUGCGGUUGCCACCAACUCGCGCUCAAAAUGGCCUUUCAAGUGCUGUGAUCAGGACGUCGAGCUCGAAGAUGCAAAGAAAUUCGUUGAUGAUGAUAUCAUGGCAAAAUAUGUGAAGAAUAGCAUCGAAUACGCCAUGAAGACGCCGAUUUGGUGUGCCAGUGGUAGUGGUGAAUGCGCUUGUAUCCCACUAGACGAACGAACGGAGGAGAAUGUCGACCGUGUGUGUACUUGGUGCAACACUGCCACCUGCAUGAGAAGUUGUAAGCCUGCUCAUGAAGGUGUAUGCGAGAUUGAUGGUCCUGACGAGGGUCUGAGGCAGCUAGCAGAACAGGAGGGUUGGGCGACUUGUCCUGUCUGUUGCCGUAUCAUCGAGCUAACUCAUGGCUCUUUCCACAUUUUUUGUAACUGCAAAGCCGAGUUCUGCUACAAAUGUACCACGACCUGGAAAUCAUGCAUCUGUGCUCUACACGACAAGGAUCUGCUCCUGAAGCGUGCCCAAGAAGUGCUGUACAGCGACAAACGCAGCCCGAGGGAUCAAGGGGCACUCUUACGGCUAGUAUAUUGGAAAGUAGAGUCCAACCGCCUAUGA